GGGAGGCGGAGCCGCGGGGAGCGGCUCAGGUAGGGAUGAGCCCGAGUACCUGCUCGCUGCCCGAGCCAGCCCUCGCGCUGCUGCGAGGGGCGAGGGGAAAGCGGAGGCAUUCCCGCAGAAGUGCUGAGUCCUGGGGCGGCAGCUGAUGAAGAGAGUGCCUCUGAGCUCCUGAGCUGAAAGGGGUUAGAGAGGGGCCGGCAUGGGCCUCGAGUUACCUGCACCUUGGCUGCUGCUCUUCACCUGGCUCCCAAAAGGGUGCCUGUCCUUGUUGGUGACAGUCCAGCACACAGAACGCUAUGUCACCCUGUUUGCCUCCGUCGUCCUCAAAUGCGACUAUACCACCUCUGCCCAGCUCCAGGACGUGGUAGUGACGUGGCGCUUCAAGUCCUUCUGCAAGGAUCCCAUCUUUGACUACUACUCUGCGUCAUACCAGGCAGCUUUGUCCCUGGGCCAGGACCCUUCCAAUGACUGCAACGACAGCCAAAGGGAGGUUCGCAUUGUGGCCCAGAGGCGGGGUCAGAAUGAGCCUGUGCUUGGGGUAGAUUACCGGCAGCGCAAGAUCACCAUCCAGAACCGAGCAGAUCUUGUGAUUAAUGAAGUGAUGUGGUGGGACCAUGGAGUGUAUUAUUGCACCAUUGAGGCUCCAGGGGACACAUCAGGUGACCCAGAUAAGGAGGUGAAGCUCAUUGUGCUGCACUGGCUGACGGUGAUCUUCAUCAUUAUGGGAGCCCUCCUCCUGCUCCUGCUGAUUGGAGUGUGCUGGUGCCAGUGCUGUCCUCAGUAUUGCUGCUGCUAUGUCCGCUGCCCCUGCUGUCCCAAUCGCUGCUGCUGCCCUGAGGAAGCCCUGGCCCGCCACCGCCGCAUGAAGCAGGCUCAGGCCCUAGGUCCUCAGAUGAUGGAAAAACCCCUGUACUGGGGGGCGGACAGAAGCUCCCAGUUUUCAUCUUAUCCAAUGAACCAACUGCUGCAGCGAGAUUUGUCCCUGCAAUCCAGCCUCCCACAGAUGCCAAUGACCCAGACCACUGCUCACCCUCCCAUCACCAAUGGUGUCCUGGAGUAUUUGGAGAAAGAGUUGCGGAAUUUCAACCCAGCCCUACCCCUGACCCCUGACCUCAAAGCCAUAUCUGGCCAACCCCACAGUAUGCUGUCCUCCCUGGGCUCGGAGGUUGUGGAACGCAGAAUCAUCCGCCUGCCCCCACUGAUCAGACACCUGCCGUCUUCUCAGAGGACCAGCAACUCCUCACGCCAGCAAUGGCUUCCCCCAGUUUCUCCAGGACCCUGGCAUUUGAGCGAGGAGAGAAGGCAGCACCAUCUCUCUGAGUUCCACCAGGAGCUCCAGGACCGGGAGCCUAAGCGAUGGGCAUUGGAACGAAGGGAGCUGGACCAACUUCGGGGUGUAAGGCACCGCAGCUCCAGGCUGAACACAUCACCCAUGCCCUGGUCAGAUGGGGAAAGCCUCAGCGAAGGCCCUUCAUCCGGUGAGGACCACUGGCAGUGGCUCAACCACCUGCCUCUCCGGAGCCAGAGGAGCCGGAGCCGGAGCCGGAGCCGUUACUUAGACAGACCCCGCAGGCCCAGCCCCCGAGAGAGCACCCACAGGCACCAGACACGCAGGCACCGCAGCUACUCCCCUCCCCUGCCCUCAGGCCUCAGUUCUUGGAGCUCUGAAGAGGAGAAGGAGAGGGAACCCCGGAGCUGGGGGGCCCACCGCCGUCGUUCCCGCUCCCCAAACUGGCCUGAGGAGAAGCCACCCAGCUACCGCUCACUGGAUGUCAUCCCAGGCAAGAAUGGCAGGAAAAAAGGGAAUGUGGAGAGGCGCUCGGUGAGCUUGGGACAUCCUGUUGAGGGUAGGGCGCGGUCAGAAGGGACUCUUCAGCCAGGCUUGGCCACAGCUGACAAGGUCACCUCAUAUACCACUGCUGAGGAUACCUCUUCCCUGUUUUGCUCAGCUAGCCCUGUGGUGAGACACCUCUUAUAGAGCUGGAAGGGACCUAGUGAGUGCAGAGGGCAGGUGAGGUGCUGGAUGCUUACAGAAGGCUUUCUCAUCCUCAGGUCCCUCCAUUUCACAGAUGAGGAAAUGAGGCUCAGAAUAAUUAAGCACCAAGUGAGUAGUGGCACCAGGACUUGAACACUGGUCUUGAUGGCUGAAGCUUUACUUCCUGUCACAGCUGCUUUGCUUUACUUAGCAACUGUAUUUCCAUACCCCAAAUUAGAACACGUGGUGUGACAGAGGAUGUAUGUGCUACUUCUGGCGCUUCAAGUCAGUGUGCAAGACCCUGUUGUAGUCAAAGGUGAGGUCCUCUGAAACCCCCACCCUCUUCCUGGGAAAGGAUCAUUGAACUGAUCAACAUAAGAAAAAAGAUCAAAUGUGGUUCAAAACUUGAGGAUUCUGUGAACAGGCAAGGUUAUCACAGUACGGGUCAAUUUACCAGCCUGAAAGGGUUGCUACGAGGGAUGUAGGCUUUGGGACCUCUGAAUAGAAACCAUUUUUUAAAAAAGAUGUAACUUUAAAAAUCAUUUCAUAAUUAAUAUACCCAAAUGAUGGUAUUCUUUUGAAGAUUUUAUUUAUUUAUUUUUAGGGAGAGCAGAAGGGAGAGAGAAAGAU
Molecule: messenger RNA, 2605 nt
Organism: Phyllostomus discolor (pale spear-nosed bat)
Lineage: Eukaryota; Metazoa; Chordata; Mammalia; Chiroptera; Phyllostomidae
Gene: ILDR1
Product: immunoglobulin like domain containing receptor 1
Exons: 7
Coding region: 200-1978 (592 amino acids)
Cellular component (GO): plasma membrane
Molecular function (GO): high-density lipoprotein particle receptor activity
Source: RefSeq, a predicted model, not a curated record